Molecule: messenger RNA, 1397 nt
Organism: Seriola aureovittata
Lineage: Eukaryota; Metazoa; Chordata; Actinopteri; Carangiformes; Carangidae
Gene: ppa1a
Product: inorganic pyrophosphatase 1a
Exons: 11
Coding region: 253-1119 (288 amino acids)
Biological process (GO): phosphate-containing compound metabolic process
Cellular component (GO): cytoplasm
Molecular function (GO): magnesium ion binding; inorganic diphosphate phosphatase activity
Source: RefSeq, a predicted model, not a curated record
UUGGAUGUGAUUCGCAUUCAGACAGUAUAAAGAGACCGACAGAAGCCAGCACAGCUCUGUCAUCUGGCCUUUGCACUCUUCAUACAGCAGCUCUGUUGUCACAUGCAAGCAGUUGUCAGGUCUGUAACCUUGGCUUAAGCAGUGCGCAUGUCUGCUCCUCCGCCUCAGUGACUGCCUGUCAGUCAGGAGCUGCUUAGUCCUCCUGAGUUAGUGCACAGACUUCAGAGGGAGAGUUUGAAACCAACAUCAGAAAUGAGCUUUACCAUCGAGGAGAGGGGCAGGCCCAACACCCAGGACUACAGGGUGUUUUUCCAAAACUCUGAGGGUAAAUACAUCUCUCCGUUCCAUGACAUACCCAUCUACGCAAAUGAAGCAGAGAAUAUUUUUCAUGCUGUUGUGGAGGUUCCAAGAUGGACAAAUGCAAAGAUGGAGAUUGCCACCAAAGAUCCUCUCAAUCCACUGAAACAAGAUUUGAAGAAGGGGAAUCUUCGUUACGUAGCUAAUGUGUUUCCUCACAAAGGUUACAUCUGGAAUUAUGGAGCUAUCCCGCAGACAUGGGAAGAUCCUAACCACAAGGACAGCGACACAGGAUGCUGUGGAGACAAUGAUCCUAUUGAUAUAUGUGACAUAGGAAAUAAGGUGUGCACACGAGGAGAGAUAAUUAAAGUGAAAGUUUUGGGAACUCUGGCUUUGAUCGAUGAGGGUGAAACAGACUGGAAGGUCAUUGUGAUCAAUACGGAGGAUCCCGAAGCCGGCGACUUUAACGAUAUUGAUGAUGUGAGACGACUUAAGCCUGGAUAUCUGGAGGCGACUUUUGAUUGGUUCAAGAGAUAUAAGGUCCCAGAUGGGAAACCUGAAAACCAGUUUGCUUUCAAUGGAGAAUUCAAAGACAGGGACUUUGCCAUUGCAACAGUGAAGAGCACCCAUGAGUUUUGGAAGGCACUGAUCUCUAAGAAGACCGAUGCUGGCGAGUUAAAUUGCAUGAACACCAGUGUCUCAGACAGUCCGUUCUGCUGCUCUGCUGGAGAUGCAGAGGCUGUGGUUAAGUCUGCAUGCGAUUUUGGAGCUGAAGAUCCUAUUCCAAGUUCAGUUGACAAAUGGUUCUACUAUGAGAAGUAGGAAGGAAAAGCCUGGGCAGAAACAUGAAGAUGUCACUUCACACCUGCACUCCUUCUAUCUGCUUACAGUGGCACAUGAACUGGACAGAUUGAAUGUAUAUUGUAUUUCACAUUUUACCUGUUUUUGUUGUUGUUGUUGUUAUCUGAUUCUACUGCUUGUUGUGGGAUUAUUCGCACUUUGUAAAAUUCAGACCAUGUGAAGGCACUUUUUCAUCAUUUACAUUGUAGCCCAUAAUUUCAGGCUUGAUAGGACACUAUAAUAAACCAGACUAAAUCCCA